AUGGCACAACCUCGACACUCCUGCCCUUCAAUGAAUCCGAACGCUAUGAUCUUAAGUCCAUCGCUGAACCGAGAGUCCGCCCGAGCAUCUGAGGUUGUCGCCAUAGUACCACUGGUGCCUGCCGCAACGCAGCUGCCGUCACAAGAUCGACUCGCAGUUCGCAAUCCUAAUCUGUCGUCCGAGCGACUGUUGUUGCCCAGUAGUCGACCACCUCAAUGCCUGUCGUCUAACAUGGACUCCGCUUCACGCUAUCGAAAUCUCGUCAACGAUCUCGCUGACGCCUCCGCAUCUCUCGCGUCUCCAGACGCCGACAACCCUCCACCGCCAUACACAAGUCUGACAACCGACGACAACAUCCGCCACGCCCUCGAGACCUGGAAUAGAGUCAAAGCCAGCGGCAAGAUCAACAAACACGAUACCUCUCUAAUCUCUGCGGAGCCCGCCUCGGAUCAGGUUGCCAUGAUCAAGGUCACCCUCGUCUUCGAUCCAGUACAGGCAAAUCCGCUCGAUGCUGCCACUGAUGGACGCAAAACGCUCUACAUGUCUCGAGCGCAGCUCCAGCUGGUGCUAGGACCCAUCACUACCAAGGCUAAACUCGCAGAGAUCCGCCGAGGCGACGUCGUCCUCGAAGACGUCCUACCAACCACAUUCAACGCGAUCGCUCAAUGGCUGAAUGGCAAGGCUAUCCUACACACCAUCCCUGCAGCCGUCAGAAACAAGACAUUGCGCGAGCUCGUUUACAUCUACAUCCUGGCGGCCAGACUUGGUCAUAGAGCUAUCGUCCAUGAUUGCGUCAACAAUAUGCCACGCGUUGAUUCACCAUUCGAAUUUCUUGAGACGUGCGCUCUGGUCUACAAGCGUGGAUGUGCUGGCGUGGCAUUCCGGAACUUCUUCAGGAAGAACCUGCCUAUCAUUCUCGAGACGACGUCAUUCGACCACACAGAUCGUGUUGGAGCACUUUUGCAGGAGUCGUCGGAAUUGGCCACGGAUUUUGCGGAGACGAUGGUCGGCGUGAUGCGUCAGGCGCGCGAACCAGUCGAGAUGCUUCCACAGAGCACAGAACCUUUCCCAUCUCUAUCCCACGGUACACCACACCAGACGCAGAACACGGCAGAGCCCUGUUCGUGUGGCUUGCAUGACUGCACCUGCACGUUCGAGACCGCCAGCAUCGUCCGUCCGUUUGACACACAGAACAUUCCUAGACGAUCUGGCUACGUUGAGACUGCUCCACCGAGUGAUAUGGGAGAUAGCAGUGGUUGGGACGGUCCGGUGCCUUGGGUCCAACGUGACGAUAGUGCUGGCUGGGACUACCUGCAUCGACCAGUGCCAUCCGGAUCUGCUAUCCCUGGUCCUCCACUGAGCAACGACGACGCUGAAGACUGGCAACCCAUCCGACCUCGAAACUGGAGCAGCGCUCAUAUUGGACACAACUCAAAUUGGGCGGAUGUGGCUGGCGAGGAAGAAUCUCUGAUUAGUGGGUGGGAUGAGGGAGUUGAGCCGCCUGCACCGAAUUGGACGCCUGCUUCGAAUCAGUGGCAAGACUCACGCUCAAGCAGGCCUCGAUCUCGGCCAGAAUCUGGAGCACUCAUACCGGCAGAUGGACUUGCGAAGCACGCUGCGGAUCUUGAAGCUCGACUUCGUAAUGUCGAGCAGCAGCUCAACAGAGCCAGUCAUCGUCCAACCGCCGCCAACCCCAACAGGGUGGGCUCUGGCGAGUUGGCGCGCAAAGGCGAUUCGGGCUCAAGCAAUACUACAAAGAAGCCUUUGGCCACCUCGAAUAUGCCACCGGCACCACUUCUUCAUCCAGGCGUGCCGCCUGUCGGCAUGCCAAAUUAUGUGCCAGGCUAUGGCUACAACCGCUACGUUCAAAUUGGCAAUGGCGUCGUGCACCCCACGGGACCCGGUCCGUAUGGUCUCGCUGGGCGCUCAAUGGUCGCUGUUCGCGACUCUGAUUUCCUCAAUUGCACGCUCAGCUUCAGAGCCGGCGAGCUCAUCGAGUGUGUAGUGCCGUGUGAGGAAGGCCGCUCAACCACCCAACACCAGCCGUGGAACCAUACUGGUCAGCGUAUGCAAGGCAUUUGCCGGACCCAAGCUGGUUCGUUCCCUGCUGAGUACGUUCGAGAGGCGCACGGCGCUGCUGUCCCUGGUGCCGGCGUGCCACAUGGUAUGUUUCGACCCCAGGCGGCCUCUGCAGGUCCCAAAGUUGCUACCCCAAUCAACGCAGGGCUGACAACGAGCAAUACCGCUCCUGCAAACGCUAAGACACCGGCUGUUACACCCACACAAACCACCGCUGCAAACGUCGACCACGAAUGGCUCCAGAAGGCAAGUCCCAGUGAAAGCAUGCAAACACAGCCAGCACCUCAGGGCCGCCCAGGCAGACUGCGUAGAAGCUCUACAAAUACGGCAGCCACUCGCCGCAAGCACCUCCCAGGUUGUACCUCCGAGCUGGCACCAUGGGCGAGUUGCAAUUGCCCUGUGGUCACUCAAGCACAGCAGCCGCACUGGCAAUCCACUCCGCGAUAUGAUAACGUUGGCAGUUGGGAUACGGAGGACGACGGGAAUGCUUCGAUUUCUGACUUCGGAGGCCUCCCGGCCGGUACGAAGCGGUGA
Molecule: messenger RNA, 2613 nt
Organism: Cyphellophora attinorum
Lineage: Eukaryota; Fungi; Ascomycota; Eurotiomycetes; Chaetothyriales; Cyphellophoraceae
Exons: 2
Coding region: 1-2613 (870 amino acids)
Source: RefSeq, a predicted model, not a curated record